This is a messenger RNA of Aphanomyces astaci, 507 nucleotides long. RefSeq lists its product as hypothetical. Lineage: Eukaryota; Oomycota; Saprolegniomycetes; Saprolegniales; Verrucalvaceae. The transcript has 4 exons. The record is from RefSeq and is a predicted model, not a curated record. Bases 1 to 507 code for a protein of 168 amino acids.
AUGCCGCCGCCAUCUCGGAGUCCAAAUGCGAAGUACGAGUCGUUGAUAUUAUGUUUUGGAUUGUUUGUGCAGUUUGUCGCGCUCACGACUGAAUUCAAAGUCGAUGUCGAAGCGUACUUAAGCACGUUGACGUGGAAAGAGGGCGUGACGCCUAUGAAAACCCUCCAGGACAUUACCGAUUACAACGCUGCGCACCCCAACACGGAGCUCAACGUGCUCGAUCAAUCGUUGCUGUUGCUGUCGCUCAACGGCCCAAACCAAAGCAGCAGCGUCUACCUGGAUGCGCUGGCCGUAUGCCAAGACUUGGCCGGACGCAACUCCCCCGGAUACCCUUCGAUUGCGGGGUGGCCCAUCCUCUCUAUACCCUUGGGGUACAACCACUCGGUGCCGUUCGGCGUGUCCUUUGUCACGCCCAAGUACCACGAAGAAAAACUCCUGCAAUAUGGCUACGUGUUUGAACAAGCCACGAAAGCGCGUGUGGCACCCCAGUUUUUACCAGACAAUUAA